Molecule: messenger RNA, 353 nt
Organism: Linum tenue
Lineage: Eukaryota; Viridiplantae; Streptophyta; Magnoliopsida; Malpighiales; Linaceae
Source: the annotation of a GenBank genome assembly
UUGCAUCUUCGUCGCUUCGAGAUUAAUCCAUUCCCGAGCACCCAUCUGCCACUGAUCUUUUGAUUCAAGACUCAACCGUUAAGACCGAAUCCCUCGGCGGCCUAGCUUCCUUCAUAUCCACCAUCUUCAACGAAAUGUCAAUCCCUUGCAUGUUGGUCUCAAAGGUCGGCGAUGAUUUCUGGUACCCGGUUAAUCACCCUCUCAUCGUCUCCCCGGGCACCAAAACCAUCGUCUUCCACGCCUGCUUCGAUUCGGGUCUAUCGGGGAGUGGGCGUCCCAACCGGGUGUUGAAAAGGAUUUGUUCGUGGGACACGAUUCUCCCGGCGAUUGGGGUUGCCGGAGAGAAGAUGAUC